CUCAUUGUAGUAAUUGACAAGCAGGCAAUCGGUUUAUUUUGUUUGUGUAAUACUCUUGCUGCUGCUGCAGCGUACAAGGACUGGCAUACAAAAUCAAACAGCAGCAGAUCACCACUUUGGAUUACUGUUUUCUCCUGGAAUUUGUCAUCUUGAAUUUUAUACAUUUCCUGCUUUUCAAUUUUUGAGUCUUUAAAAUCGGAAGACAAGAUGUCGUUGAAUUCGAGUUUCUCUAGUAAAAACUAUAAUUACGACUACGACUCGGUUCAACCUUACUUUUAUUUUGACAACGAAGAUGACAAUUUCUACCAGCAGCAGCAGAGCCAGGUCCAGCCACCGGCACCUAGCGAGGACAUCUGGAAGAAAUUCGAGCUGCUGCCCACGCCUCCACUCUCCCCAAGCCGGAGACCGUCUCUCUCGACCUUGUUGUUGCCUUCCAUAGCUGAUCAGCUGGAAAUGGUCACCGAGAUUUUGGGGGACGACGUUGUCAACCAGAGUUUUAUUUGUGAUGCUGACGACUCCCAGUCUUUUCUAAAAUCCAUUAUUAUCCAGGAUUGUAUGUGGAGCGGAUUCUCUGCAGCUGCUAACCUGAAAAAGGUGGUGUCGGAGAGGCUCGCCUCUAUUCAGGCUGCUAGAAAAGAGUCAUCUACCAACAAUGCCUUAAGCAUUGUAAAUACCAGUUACUUGCAAGAUCUCAACACGUCGGCUUCAGAAUGCAUCGAUCCUUCUGUCGUUUUUCCAUAUCCGUUGAAUGACAGUCCGAAGCCCACUGUAGUGUCGCUUCCUUUUACAGUACUGGCAGACACUCUCCCAAACAACAGUACCGACAGCAGCAACUGUGAUUCUGAUGAGGAUGGAAAAGAAGAUGAAGAAAUUGAUGUGGUUACAGUGGGGAAAAGUCAGCCAGUUAAAAGAUCAGCAUCCAACACCAUCACUGCAGUUCCCCACAGACCCCAUCACAGUCCAUUGGUCCUUAAAAGGUGUCAUGUUCCAACUCAUCAACACAACUAUGCUGCCCACCCAUCCACUAGGCAUGAUCAACCAUCAGUCAAGAGGGUAAAGUUGGAAAAUAUUGGUAGAGUACUAAAACAAAUCAGUAACAACAGAAAAUGCUCAAGUCCAAGGACUUCUGAUACGGAGGAAAAUGAUAAGCGGAGGACACACAAUGUCUUGGAACGGCAGAGGAGGAACGAGCUCAAAUUGAGUUUUUUUGCAUUAAGGGGUGAGAUCCCCGAGGUUGCUAACAAUGAAAAAGCACCUAAAGUGUCAAUACUUAAGAAAGCAACAGAGUCCAUCAUCAGCAUGCAAACAGAUGAACAAAGACUUGUCUCAUUAAAGGAACAGUUGAGGAGGAAAAUGAAACAGUUGAAACACAAGCUUGAACAGCUGAGGAACUCUCAUGUAAGGACUUGUUGAUAAAUAUUAUGUAGACUUUGACAUUUAAAAGCCUCUUACACAUUUUGUUUAAUCAAAUUGUGCAAACACUUUCUUGCAAAAAGACUUGAUGAAAAAUGACACCAGUUUAGAUGGAAUCUUGCGUUAAGAUUGCUCCAAAAACCGCAAACUGCCUCAACUAACAAACUAAAGGGGGCUCUUGGGUGUAGGAUGGAUGUUCGAGGGGUGGGGUCAAACUUGUCUUAAAUAUAAAUAUCUCCUCGUAAUUUGUACAUAUUAAUUCUUGGAGACUUAUUUACUAUGUAGUCCACCAGCUAGCAUCCAGAUGUUAAUUGGAAUACUGGUUUUCACAUAUGUGAGUUGGUAUAAAAUUGCUAACCACCUUA
Molecule: messenger RNA, 1778 nt
Organism: Acipenser ruthenus (sterlet)
Lineage: Eukaryota; Metazoa; Chordata; Actinopteri; Acipenseriformes; Acipenseridae
Gene: mycb
Product: MYC proto-oncogene, bHLH transcription factor b
Exons: 3
Coding region: 208-1413 (401 amino acids)
Biological process (GO): regulation of transcription by RNA polymerase II; positive regulation of cell population proliferation
Molecular function (GO): protein dimerization activity; RNA polymerase II cis-regulatory region sequence-specific DNA binding; DNA-binding transcription factor activity, RNA polymerase II-specific
Source: RefSeq, a predicted model, not a curated record